Cyprinodon variegatus (sheepshead minnow) is the source of this 2417-nucleotide messenger RNA. RefSeq names its product protein sprouty homolog 2-like (gene spry2). The transcript has 2 exons. NCBI's taxonomy places the organism in Eukaryota, Metazoa, Chordata, Actinopteri, Cyprinodontiformes, Cyprinodontidae. Gene Ontology annotation, biological process: multicellular organism development; negative regulation of MAP kinase activity; animal organ development. The record is from RefSeq and is a predicted model, not a curated record. Gene Ontology annotation, cellular component: membrane; cytosol. The coding region runs from base 449 to 1504 and encodes 351 amino acids.
CAGAUCCCGACCUCCUCCCCGGAAAAAGAGAGAGAAAACAAAAAACAAAAUAAAAAAAAAACACGAGAAGAAAAAAAAAUAGUUUUCUACCCCACAGUGUGUAAGAUUGAACACUGCGAGAAGAUAUCUCCGAGCCUGGAGGGUGUUUUUUUUACGCGUUUUCCUUCUUUUCUUGACUUUUUAGAGGAGUUGGACUGAUGUUUUCAAUGCCUCGUGCUCUUUUACGCACGGGAUUGACGUGUGAACGCAGCGCGCUGGUGAAAAUGAGCGACGCUUGGAAAGUUUCUCAAUGGAUUUCGCAGACGGCUUUCACGACUGAGCUGCGGGAGUGAAAAGAAAACAAAAAAACGGAAAUUUUGACUUAUUUUGCCUGAACUGGAGCUAAAGUGUCGAAAACACGGACUUCAGAUGUGUCCCCAGCCGGCUACAGAGGCCCUUCAGUCCCAAGAUGGAUUCCAGAAGCCAGAACGACAGCGACGGAGGAGGAGGACUCCAUGGGGUGUUGGCCUCAUCGACUGGAUUGGCAAACAUGGCGCAUGACGAAGGGCGAGCACAACCAGGGUCUCUGCAAACCAUAGAGAGUCCCUCAGAUCCCGGGCUGAACUGCAGGUUACGGCCACACACUCCACCAGUGUUGUCUCUGGAUCAGAUAAGAAUAAGUGGUGGUAGUAAUGAGUAUACAGAUGGACCCUCGGCUGCUCAAAGGUCUCCAGCCACCCAGCAACGGAGGACUGAUGUGGUUACAUCAACAGGUCAAAGGACCAAUAGACAGCAGGAGAAUGAGGAAGAGAGGGCCAACAACCUCCGAAAUCUGUAUGCAGUGACUCAUCGCGGGAACGCAAAUACAGCCGUCUCUUCAAGAGAGGGUGUGUCCCAGGCUUCUGUUGUGGAGGUCUCCCAGGAAAGCAUCCGAAGCAUUGCAGGAAGUAGUCCUUUGGGUCAGGGGGUUAUCAGCAGCCCAGUGACUGGCAAUGAGAUAAUCAGAAACCAGCCAAAACGCUCAGAGCCAAAUUCAGAGGAGCUGAAACCUCUGAAUGAUCAGUGCAGAGACAUAGAAAGCGUCCCAGGCAGCAAAACCCCUUUAAAAAAGGACAAACACUCAAACAAAUGUGGGUCCUGCGGCCGGUGCAGGUGCUCGGAGUGCGCCCGGCCGAGGGCGCUUCCCUCCUGCUGGUUGUGUGGCCAGCGCUGCUUGUGUUCACCAUACAACACCGUGGAGUACGGGACAUGCAUCUGCUGCAUCAAGGGCCUUUUCUACCACUGCUCCAAUGACGAUGAGGACACCUGCGCGGACAAGCCGUGCUCCUGCUCUCAGUCGCACUGCUGUGUUCGCUGGACCACCAUCUCGUUCUUGUCCUUGUUCUUCCCCUGUCUGUUGUGCUACCUCCCAGCUAAAGGAUGCCUGGCCAUGUGCCAGUGCUGCUAUGACGGAGUCAAACGACCUGGGUGUCGAUGCAAGAACCCAACCCCAACCCGCUGUCAUGACGAUAGCACACAAACGUAGGCCAGGAUGGAAACAGGCAUGGAUUGACCACCCUCCACUCUGACUGAACUGCAAAAUGUCAAGCAGUGUGAUUAGAAUCAUCUAAUAAUGUCAUUUUGGUUGCUGUCUUUACAUCCAUCUGGGAUGUCGGGGGGAUAAAAUGUAACCGGUAAAGGCACUGGAGGUGCAUUUACUCACCCUAGAGUUAGGAGUUUCACUUGAAAGGUCAACCAAAAUAAGCACUCCACAUUUCAAGGUAUGAAAUCUUAUUUAACUACUGUUUUGUCUUAAAAUAAAAAUUCUCUUCACUCAAGUGCCGUGAUAUUACCUAAUACAGUCCACGCAGAUGGCUUUGGGUUGUUCUAUUAUUAACAUUUUAUAUAGACUGUACUCUCAAAGGAAACUUCUAUAUGUCACUAACUGUAUGUAACGUAGUAAUGGAGUAAGGACGUACAAUAGAAAAUGACAAAUGUUUUAUAUAAAUACUGUAAAAAAGUAUACAUAUAUAUAUAUAUAUGUAUCAACUGUGAAAAGUUCUCUGUUGUUCCAGAGGCACUUUGGUUUAACUGCUUGUUUUUGGAUCAGUCAGCUAAAAUUCCUGCAAAGUUCCUGCGUUCACUGUCAUGUCUAUCAAUCAUAUUUUUGAAUAAUUUACGACAGAAAGAUCUUAGUUCUGAUUCUACCUGUAAAUUGUACAGUGACCUUAUAUGAAAAGUAUAUUUUCUAAUUCCAAAAUUUGCCUAGUGUAAAGUUCAGAAGAUAUAUUUAUUUGAAGGUUUUAAUAUUUUAUGAGGAGAAAUAUUUAUUUUGAGAAAACAUUGCUAAAAGGCGUUAGCCUUCUCCGGGGCUGCUCGGCAGAUUUGACCUGAACAGCUUGCCAUGGAUUAGAAUAUGAACAUAUUAACAUAUGAAAUUAAAAAGCCUUGAAAUCUAA